CAUGGAGUCAGCGUCGACGGAGGAAGUCAUCGACAUGCAUCACAGUGCGGCGGCAUUGCAAAGCACCGUCAAUGUCAUUACCAUUAUCAACAACAGCAACAACAACAACAACAGCAGCCACAAUCGCAGAAGCAGUAACAAUAACAACAAUAAUAAUAACAAUAACAGCAACUGUGUCAGCACAGAUUUAACAACAGCUCUGCAACAGUAACAACAACAACAACAACAGCAGCAACUACAGCAACAACAGCUGAGCAACUUUCUGGCCAUACCAUUGCUGGAGCAGCGUCGCCAUUCUCGCAGUCGCAGCCACAGCCGCUGCCACAUCACGCCGCUGGCGCCCAUCAUUUGCAUACAGAACGGUGCACAUCCCGAGGACUUGUCGCAGCUUUCGCGCUCCGCUUCGUGCUUUGUCCGCUUUCGCAGGAGUUUUAUCAAAUUUUUUGGCAAAAUCAUGGGCAGCAAUAAUCCCAGUGAAGCGGAUCGAUAUGACUAUUAUGACUGUAAGUAA
Scaptodrosophila lebanonensis is the source of this 511-nucleotide messenger RNA. RefSeq lists its product as uncharacterized. The record is from RefSeq and is a predicted model, not a curated record. Lineage: Eukaryota; Metazoa; Arthropoda; Insecta; Diptera; Drosophilidae.